AUGGAGUCUGACAAUGAAUGCGUUGGAUGGAAUAUGACAGUCAACGACAGGAGAACGAAAAAAUUGCAUCGUAUGCAAUAGUAGUGAGCAUAUAAUAUCGUUCUUGAAACAGAAUUGUCGGAGCAUUUGCAACAUUUUUGCUGUCUUAUUGUUGAGUGACAAUGUGGUUUUUACGAAACAGUACAGGUGAUAUAACUUACCUUAAGCCAGAUGAAUCAAUGGUAGUUGGCCGUAAAAUAGGAUGCGAUAUUGUUUUAACAAACGAUGCAUCGAUCAGUAAAUUUCAUGCCACGAUCAUAGUCAAGCCAAAAAUUUCUUUCAAGCAAAAUGAACCAAGUUCCACAGUGAUCAUCCAAGAUACUAACUCUAAAUAUGGGACUUUUAUAACAGACCAAAAUAACCAACCGACUAAACUUAAGCCAGGUGAAAAUAUCCUCAGUCCAAUGGACAAAAUUAAAUUUGGAUUGCAGCAUCACAUAUAUACGCUUCAUUUCAUUCCUCUUAUUACAUCAACAUCUAAUCUAAAUACUGAGGAAAAGGGUGAGCUGCAGAAUAUAAUGGAUACUUUAGAUGGGGUAAUCAUUGACAAAUGGGAAAAAUUUUCUACUCAUCUUACUGUUUCAAAUGUCACACUAACUGUUCAGGUUGCUCAGGCACUAGCGUUUGGCACGACGAUAGUAGGGUUGGAGUAUUGGCAUGCUGUAUCUCAAGCUAUGGAAGCCAAUGUGGAACUACCCAGCACAACUGAUUUCAUACCUUCAAUUAAUGAAGGGAUCAUUAACAAGGAUUCAGUUUCUUUAAAAUCGGAUCCGAGCCGUAGAACUCUUUUUAAAGAUCUGGUUUUUGUGUACUUUUCUAAUUGCCAGAUUGAAGUAACAAGCAUUGUCAAAUGUGCAGGAGGGAAACGUUUAUUGUUUGACGAAAGUCAAAUGACCAUCAAACAACUUUGUGCUACUAAUGUUGUUGUGUUACAACUUCCAAACGAUUACUCACAACCCUCGCAAACUACAUUAAAGUUGUAUAUUUCGAUUCAACAAGCUUUGAAAAAGCAACAACGGCGACUUGUUCCCGAGUCUGAAAUAUCCCUUGCAAUUCUGUACUCCUCCAUUGAGAAAUAUUGCAAUCCAAGGUUCAACUUUGGGCGACUAAUCAGUGCACGACAAAAAUCUAAAAAGAUUGCAGAUGCGACUAUUUUAGCACCAGAUACAGAAGAUGUGUCAGCAAAACCACGCGACAAAGUCUCGAUAAUCAAUGAAACUCCCAUGUUUGAACAAACACUGGAACUUGAUGAUUCGGAUACACCAGACAAGUUCAUUGAAAAAAAGUCUUCCAAUGAUGGCGAUUCUAGAUCAUUGUCGAGUAAUGUUGAAACAACACAACGACAAGCUCUUUCAGUCAGAAGUCAGAGAAAUUUGGAAGAUUCAUCCAAUAAGAGACUCUCGACAAUCGAUGAAAUUAUACCAAAUAUUGAGUCUAACAGUACCAAAGUAACAUCCAACGAACAUGAUUCUGUCAACGAAUUUGAGGUUGACAGUAAAAAAGAAACGCUCAUGAUACCCUCAGACGAACAACACCCUAAUCCUCGAACAAUAUCACAAGCUCCAACAAUUUCCAUGGAAGAAAAUAAAAUCACCCGAAAGUCACGUGAUUCGACUAGUAUCAGUAAUAAUCCGUUCUCAGAGUUAUCAGCCCCACAACUUAAACACAUCAAACGAGAAAAAGAGCCGGAGACAAACCUAUUUUCUUUUAUAAAUGAUGAACCAAAAAAAAAAAUUCCCAAAUUGAAUGAUGCCAACGAUUUAUUCGAGCUCUUCGAAGAUCCGAAUACCACAGGGGCAGGGGAAGAAAAUAUGUUUGAACAAAAAAUUGUUAACAUGCAAGUAAAGGAUCAGAAAAAAAAAAAGCGCUUAUCUGUCUCUAGCAAAGAUUCGUCAAAUGAGAAUGUUGAUCCGCAAAUCAAGUCAGACAUUUCUGAUCAUGACAGUGACAAUGAUAAUGCGCCUCUAGUUCAAUACAAAAAGCAGGAUGCCUCGAUGGAUGACACGUUUGGAACAAUUGUAGGACCCCUUUUCCGAACCGAUAUUAAUCUCACUACGAAUGACACCGAAGUAAACCACAAAUGUUUUGUCAAAAGGUACGCUCUGUUUCCAAAGAAACGAUUCAACGCCAAAGCUAUGACUCCGUGGGAACCUGAGGACAUCAUCAAAGCUGAAAUUCCUGUAGAAACUUCAUCUUCAAGUGAUGAUUCAAAUGAUGGUUUUCAUUUUGAUGAAAAUGCACGUCGGAAAGUGAAAGCGAGAAAGUAGGCACAUGUCAAGGAGUUUCUACGUGAGUGUUGGUUUCAAAAAUGACGUUAAAUUAUCUAUACUCUACAACACACUAUUAAUGACUUUUAGCAGCAAAAGUCUGAAAGUCAUUUGAACAAUGUAUUGGAUAAGUUAUUUAGUUUCAUAUUUAAUCAUAUUAUUUUUGUAUACAACAAAUAUUUUAUAGUUAUAAAAGUUGUAGCAAAAACGUUAACUUAAGUCUCAGGUAACUGUUAAAAACAUUAGAUAUUAAAACGCCUGUGAUAAUAAAAUUCAGUUCGUCAUGUA
This is a messenger RNA of Athalia rosae (coleseed sawfly), 2594 nucleotides long. Its product is annotated as nibrin-like. NCBI's taxonomy places the organism in Eukaryota, Metazoa, Arthropoda, Insecta, Hymenoptera, Athaliidae. Gene Ontology annotation, cellular component: Mre11 complex. Gene Ontology annotation, molecular function: protein binding; damaged DNA binding. The transcript is spliced from 9 exons. Gene Ontology annotation, biological process: double-strand break repair via homologous recombination; mitotic G2 DNA damage checkpoint signaling. The record is from RefSeq and is a predicted model, not a curated record. The coding region runs from base 162 to 2306 and encodes 714 amino acids.